AGUCAGUACUCGGUGUCAAAGCACGGAGCGCUUAUCGCAGAACGCGUCAGUGAGAAUUUUUAUAUAUAUGGUGCAUUUCUCCGUGGACUUUCUGCACAGCAUUCACUUUUUGUGUUAUCAGAGUACAGCGGUCUACGAAGAAAACAUGUGCAACACAGAGGAGAGUUGUGCUGUGCUGGGCUCGAGGCAGCAGGCUCCAGGGCCUCUGUGGUGCUCCGAUGCCCCUCUCCCACUAACGAAGAUCCCGGGUGGGCGAGGGACAGGCAGGGAUCUCCCUCAUAGUGUACUGCACAAGGACGAAAAGUUGACGGUGACUCAGACGGGGGCGGUAAACGGAGCGCCCCCUGUCCUGCACUUCCAGUACCAGUUGAGUGAGCGACGGUUCUCCUGCUGGGACACAGUUCUGUCGGACGACGCACUCUAUCUGGAAAUCCCCACCGGAGCUCUUCACAAUGGCAGCAGAGAAGGUUUAACCAGGCUGCUGGAGUUUGCAGAGGAGCAGUUGAAAGUCAGCUAUGUGUUCCUGUGGCUUCAAAAAAACAGAGACGAUCGAUUGUCCAUCAUGAAGACCUUCCACUACAUGGGUUUUGAAGUGGUAAAACCGGGUCACCCGCUGGUGCCGGCCCGGCCUGAUCUUCUCUUUAUGGUCUAUUCCAUGGACAGCAGCAGUUCUGAUGAAGAGUGACCAUCAAACUCUCAAUCACACUUAAUGCCCCCCCCCC
Molecule: messenger RNA, 722 nt
Organism: Carassius carassius (crucian carp)
Lineage: Eukaryota; Metazoa; Chordata; Actinopteri; Cypriniformes; Cyprinidae
Product: ornithine decarboxylase antizyme 2-like
Biological process (GO): positive regulation of protein catabolic process
Cellular component (GO): cytoplasm; nucleus
Molecular function (GO): ornithine decarboxylase inhibitor activity
Source: RefSeq, a predicted model, not a curated record